Molecule: messenger RNA, 1878 nt
Organism: Clupea harengus (Atlantic herring)
Lineage: Eukaryota; Metazoa; Chordata; Actinopteri; Clupeiformes; Clupeidae
Gene: cnbpb
Product: CCHC-type zinc finger, nucleic acid binding protein b
Exons: 5
Coding region: 306-791 (161 amino acids)
Molecular function (GO): nucleic acid binding; zinc ion binding
Source: RefSeq, a predicted model, not a curated record
GACGGCGUACUUUGGCCUACUGCGUCAGGCUCCGCGCGGGAAAGUCGCUGGAUUUAAUUAAUUAUAUGCUAUAUUUAGAUGUUGUUUUCAGACGAAAAUAAACUUGAUGCUGAUUCGAAGUACGAUAUCGGGAGAUUAUAGUAAUCGCCGUCGUGGGACUGUUUGUUGGGGUCUUCCGAAAUAUUGAGGGUCCGUGCAAGUACCGAGGCCGCAGGCGUGGGUGGGCGGCGCGGAGAAUGUUCCAAUGGAACUGCAGGAACCCAGCAUGGGGCAGCUGAAACUGUUGCAGGUUGCAGAUUGAGGUGAUGAGCAGCAACGAGUGCUUUGGGUGCGGCCGCACGGGCCACUGGAUCAAGAACUGUCCGAAUGCUGGACGCGGGCGCAGCAAGGGCCGUGGCCGUGGCAAAGAUCUGUUCUGCUACCGUUGUGGAGAGCCAGGCCACGUGGCCAGGGACUGUGAGCGGACCGAGGAUGCAUGCUACAACUGUGGCAGGAGCGGUCACAUCUCCAGAGAUUGCAAGGAGCCCAAGAAGGAACGCGAGCAGUGCUGCUACAACUGUGGCAAGGCAGGCCACAUGGCGCGCGACUGUGACCAUGCCAACGAGCAGAAGUGCUAUUCCUGUGGGGGCUUUGGGCACAUCCAGAAAGGCUGUGAAAAAGUCAAGUGCUACAGGUGUGGAGAGAUCGGCCAUGUGGCCGUCCAGUGCAGCAAGGCAAGCGAGGUGAACUGCUACAACUGCGGCAAGGCUGGCCACUUGGCGAAAGAAUGCACCAUCGAAGCCACUGCCUAAUUCCCAUUCCCUUGUCGCCCCUCCUUUUUCUGAUUGAUGGUUGUAUUAUUUUCUCUGAAAUCCUCUUCACUGGCCAAAGGUUGGCAGAUAGAGGCUAGUCCCAGGCCAGUGAGCUCUUGACAUGUUAAAAGGAGGAAAGGGGUGGAAAAGGAAAAAAAAAAAAAAAAAAAAGAAGAAUUUUCCACUUUCUGCAUUUAAUACAAAAAAAAAUGUUUAUGUUUAGUUUGGUAGAGGUGUUAUGUAUAAUGCUUUGUUAAAGAACCCCCUUUCCAUGCCGCUGGUAGCCAGGGAGGAGUGAGUGCGAGUGGGCAGCAGCAGCAGCAGCAUCAUGUCGGGUCGGCCUCCGGACUCGUGGAACUUGGCCUCCGUGAGAGGUGUAAAGAAACGUAAGGAGGGAGGGAGGGAGGGAGGGAGGGAGGGAAGGAGGGAGGAAAAAAAAAUGAAAUCAUGGAAGUUUGAGCUUCCGAAAAUGAUUUGCUUUUUUUGUUGUGUAGUGAACGUGAGUGAGUUAUGGUGAGAUUAAAUGAGCUGGAGCAAGCAGCACAUGUCACAUAAUGGUCAGAUCUAUCCGCGUCCGACCAGCCGUACGCAGCUAAGUGGAGAAACACCAUAAAUGAAAUACUACAACUGAUCAACCCGUUUACAGCGCAGUCUGGGGAAAAAAAAGAAAAAGUGAAACACACAAGCUAUGUCAAAAAAAGGAUGCAUUGUCUUUGUUUUGUUUUUUUUUCUCCGUGAUGUGUCAGCUAGUAACUAUGUGGUGUGGCUGACCGUAAAAAAGAAAAAAUCUGACUUGAGGUCUCCAGAGCGCAAUGCCAUUUAGGUCAUUUUACCCAUGGGAAAAAUACUGAAAAGAAAAAAAAAAUUAAAGGAGAAAAGGUAGAAUUUGGAGCUGGAGAAAGGAGAAUGUUUUCACAGAAUCAAAAUGUUAUUUUUGUACAAUAUCACUUAGACUACUGUAAAAAAUAUCAUUUGCUUGUACUCAGUUUUUAAGUCGGAAGGUUAUUGCAACAGAAGUAGAGAUGAACAUAGAGAUGUAAUUUUAAACUAUCAAUAAAGCUGGAGGAGGAAGGGGAGUAUGACUGAA